AUGGCAAAAGCUUGUACAAGAAUCAGCUUGGCCAUCCUCUUGAUCCUGCUCAGUUUCUCUGUGUUGUCUUGUGCGGCCCGUACUCGUUUUACUGACGAUAGUGAUGAGCUUGGACCCUACUUCGACACGGUUGAAGUUGAAGUCAAUGUAAUCGAAGAUGACUUCAAUGAAGAUUACAUAUAUGACCUACUUCCAUAUGAAAGGGUGAUCCAUAAGUUUCUCCGUAAAGAUAGAUUCCAUUAA
Molecule: messenger RNA, 243 nt
Organism: Arabis nemorensis
Lineage: Eukaryota; Viridiplantae; Streptophyta; Magnoliopsida; Brassicales; Brassicaceae
Source: the annotation of a GenBank genome assembly